This is a messenger RNA of Saitoella complicata NRRL Y-17804, 1443 nucleotides long. RefSeq lists its product as uncharacterized. Bases 1 to 1443 code for a protein of 480 amino acids. Lineage: Eukaryota; Fungi; Ascomycota; Saitoellomycetes; Saitoellales; Saitoellaceae. The transcript has a single exon. The record is from RefSeq and is a predicted model, not a curated record.
AUGUCGGCCUCUUAUCAGGAACCCGUCUUGCCACGCCCCAGGUUUGAGUAUGUUGAGUCCGAUGAAAACGUUGAGGAAGAAGAAGAGCAUGGAUACAAUUGUCAUGAAAAUCCAGAGGAACAGCGUCUUCGAACUUCGCCUUAUGAGGAACGCCAUCGUGAAGUUACGCGCAGACGUCUCGAGGAAGACAAACGCAGAAAGGAGAUGCAUCGCCAUCGACGUGAGCAGGAGGAAGCUCGUGAACGUGAAGAGAUGGAACACCGACAGCAAGCUGAAUUUGAGGAUGAACAGCAUCGCUUCCAACUGGAGCAGGAAGCUCGUCGCCGUGAGGAGGAGGAAGAGGCAGAACGCCGUCAGCGUCAAGUGGUGGAGGACAAUCGCAUCUCAAAAGCCGCCGACGAGCAACGUGCAAGGCAGGAGGAGGCAAGAGAGGAUGUGCGUCGAAGGAACGCAGAGCUUGAGGCACAGCUGAAGAUGGCUCGCAUCCAGGCAAAGAAGGCUGCUGAACAAGAGCACAGAGAUCAAGACAGACACAAAAGGAAGGAAGCGUGGUUGGGAAAGAAGGCAAGCCAGCCGCCUGCAAAGCGUAAAGCAUUCAAGUUGGUGCCGACAACCAGUGAUGAGUUUGCUACAUCUCGAUCCUCAGGUUUCGACGUGGCCUCGGAUGAGCUUUUGGAGCCUCGCCGCCCACAACUGUCUGCUUCUGCUCCACGUCGUUCCGGUGUCCCUGCUCCACAUGGAUCUGGACAGCCCUCGCAUUCAGCAAAUCACCAACGCCUUCCCUUUCGAAGGCCUCAGUCAGCGCACCCUUCCGGCACUCCGCAAUCUGCACGCCGCAAGUCACAGCCUCGAGACCGUACCUAUGCUAUUAUCCUCGGUGAUCGGCUCCCUUCCUCCCAUUCAGUCACUUCCAUCGCAUCAAGCACUUCCAUCGCAUCAAGCAAAUCGGACAAAUCACUUAUCAACUAUGCGUCUCUUGGUGGUAAACCUUUGUCCAACUCUGGUCUGUCAGUGUCACGACGCCCUGUUGGAUUGGCACGGCCUGGUGCCAAGCCCCCCCACUCUUCCAAGCCCCACCUCCCUCUACCUUCUCGUCAGGCAAUGACAGCAUCUAGCACCCAGGCGCGUAUGGCAGCAGUGACGGCUUUCGAGAACGAUGCGAAAGCCAGGUUCUUGGAGAAAGAGGGGGCUAAGUAUCAGCAGCAGGAUGGAGAUGACGAUGAUCCCUUUGCUCAUGAAGAAUCCCGGGUGUCUUCGCGCCCUAUUUCUCAAGUCUCCUCUGGCACCUCUGUGGUCGGGCGUAUAGCUCCGCCAGUCUCAGCUGUCAUUACCUCAAGUCAAAUAUCCAUCCAUCGCAAACCCAAGAAAGUUAAACGCCAAUCCCACCUUCGCCAGGUUGUUGUGGAGGACUCGGAGGUGGAGCUAGAUCUCGGGGAGGACUAA